Engraulis encrasicolus (European anchovy) is the source of this 3391-nucleotide messenger RNA. RefSeq names its product myosin IHa (gene myo1ha). Gene Ontology annotation, cellular component: plasma membrane; actin cytoskeleton; cytoplasm. Gene Ontology annotation, biological process: vesicle transport along actin filament; actin filament organization. The coding region runs from base 1 to 3204 and encodes 1067 amino acids. The transcript is spliced from 34 exons. The record is from RefSeq and is a predicted model, not a curated record. Gene Ontology annotation, molecular function: ATP binding; microfilament motor activity; actin filament binding. Lineage: Eukaryota; Metazoa; Chordata; Actinopteri; Clupeiformes; Engraulidae.
AUGUCGGAGAGGUCACCCAGAGGAGUCUUCCAGGAGGGAGCUAUUCCUUGCCAGCCAGGCAUCAGUUGCAAAGAGAGCACAUUAGUAGGCACCCAGCCUGGAGCUGAGCUGCGUAACCCAAAGUUGGACCUGGAAGGGGCUUUGAUAGCUCGGGACCGGGUCGGCAUCCAGGACUUUGUGCUAUUAGAUGCCUUCACCAGUGAAAAUGCCUUCCUGGACAACCUGAGGAAAAGGUUCACUGAAGACCUAAUUUAUACGUACAUCGGGACUCUGCUGGUGUCAGUGAACCCCUAUAAGGAGCUGGACAUCUACAGCCGCAAGCAGAUGGACUACUACAUGGGCGUCAACUUCUUUGAGCUGCCCCCUCACAUUUAUGCGCUGGCGGACAACGCAUACCACACCAUGCUGACAGAGUACAACAACCACUUCAUCCUGAUCUCGGGGGAGAGCGGGGCGGGCAAGACGGAGGCCUCCAAGAAGAUCCUGCAGUACUACGCCGUCAGCUGCCCCAGCUCCGCCAUCUUGGACACCGUGCGCGACCGCAUGCUCAUGUCCAACCCCGUACUGGAGGCUUUUGGAAAUGCCAAAACACUGAAGAAUGACAACUCUAGUCGCUUUGGGAAGUACAUGGACAUACAGUUUGACUCUGAGGGUGAGGCGGUGGGAGGUCACAUCCUGAGCUACCUGUUGGAGAAGUCGCGUGUGGUGCACCAGAACCACGGAGAGAGGAACUUCCACGUCUUCUACCAGCUGGUGGAGGGCGGCGACGAAGACCUGCUGCGGCAGCUGGGGCUGGAGAAGAACUGCCAACACUACAGGUACCUGGCACAGGGUGAAUGCUCCACCGUGAGCUCCAUCAAUGACAAGAAUGACUGGAAAACGAUGAGAAAUGCCCUCGCUGUUGUUGACUUUGACAAGUCUGACAUUGAGCACCUGUUUGGUAUCAUUGCCAGUGUCCUUCACCUGGGCAAUGUCCACUUUGAACCGGAUGUGUUCGGCAAUGCUACCUUACUCGGGCACGCAGAACUGCGCUGGGUGUCAAAGCUGCUUAGUGUGAAUGUUCAGGUUCUACAAGAGGCCCUCACUUUCCGCAAGAUUGAAGCCAAAUCUGAUGAGGUGUUAAGCCCGUUCUCAGUGGACAAUGCCAACUAUGCCAGGGAUGCCUUGGCCAAGGCCAUCUACGGGCGCACUUUCAACUGGCUGGUCAACCGCAUCAACCAGUCCCUGGAAAAUCAGGAUUCUAGUAGGAAGACGGUGAUUGGGCUGCUCGAUAUCUAUGGGUUUGAAGUUUUCCAUUUAAACAGUUUUGAGCAGUUCUGCAUAAACUACUGCAAUGAGAAGCUGCAGCAGCUUUUCAUCCAGCUGACUCUGAAGGCAGAGCAGGAGGAAUACGAGGCGGAGGGCAUCGGGUGGGAGCCCGUGCAGUUCUUCAACAAUAAAAUCAUCUGUGAUUUGGUGGAGGAGAAGCACAGGGGGAUCAUCGCAGUGCUGGAUGAGGAGUGUCUCAGGCCUGGUGAUGCCACUGACAUAACUUUCCUGGAGAAGCUGGAGGAGAAGAUGGAACAUCAUCCGCACUUUGUCACGCACAUGUUGGCAGACAAAAGCACGCGUAGGACGCUGGAGCGCGGUGACUUCCGUCUGCUGCACUACGCCGGGGAGGUCACCUACUGCGUCGUGGGAUUCAUAGACAAGAACAAUGACCUCUUAUACAGGAAUAUUAAAGAGGUGAUGCACAACUCAAAGAACUCCAUAGUGAGAGAGUGUUUCCCAUCAACAGAGACGGAGAGCAGGAGGAGGCCUGAAACGGUUGCAACUCAGUUCAAGAACAGCCUACAAAAGCUGGCAGAUAUUCUGAUGGCCAAGGAGGCCUGGUAUGUACGCUGCCUCAAGUCUAACGAGACCAAAAAAUCAGGCCACUUUGACGACAUGCUUGUGCGACACCAGGUGAAGUAUCUGGGUCUGAUGGAACACCUGAGGGUCAGGAGAGCUGGAUUUGCAUACCGCAGACGAUACGAGGUCUUCCUCAAAAGGUAUAAGCCCCUGUGUCCAGAGACGUGGCCCCACUGGCGGGGAGUGCCAGCUGACGGGGUGGCCAUACUGGUGGAGCACCUGGGAUACAAGCCAGACGAGUACAAGAUGGGGAGAACAAAGAUCUUCAUUCGUCAUCCGAGAACUCUGUUUGCCACCGAGGAUGCCUACGAGCGCUGUAAGCACGAGCUUGCAUCCAAAAUCCAAGCAAAAUACAAGGGUUAUAGGACGAGAGGGGAGUUCAAGAAACAGAAGGAGGCUGCGACAAAGAUCGAGAACUGCUGGAGAGGAGCCCAGGCCAGGAAAGAAAGGGAGAGGAGAGCCUGGGCGGUCAAAGUCAUCAAGAAGUUCAUCAAAGGCUACAUGACGAGAGGAGAGGCCAAGACGACAGAUAACUCAGAGUACCUGGCCUUUGUCCGGCAGAACUACCUGAACCGACUCAAGCAGAAUCUGCCCAAAACGGUCCUGGACAAAACCACCUGGCAAACACCACCCCCUGUCCUCACAGAGACGUCAGAGAUUCUGCGGGUGCUGCACUACCGCCUGAUGGUCAGGAAGUACGUGCGAGGGAUCACACCCCAGAGGAAAGCACAGCUGACUCUGAAGGGGAUCACCAGUGCCAUAUUUAAGGGCAAGAAGGACUCCUACCCAGCCAGUGUGGCUGUGCCCUUUGUGGAGACAAGGAUCGCUGAAGACGAUAUUAACAUCCGGGCCUUGCAGAUGAUAAAGCAGGAGCGUAUCAAGUACAGCGUGCCGGUGAUCAAAUAUGACCGCAAGGGCUUCAAGCCCAGACCCCGGCAGCUGAUCUUCACCCAGGCGGCCGUUCACCUGGUGGAGGAGGCCAAGCUCAAACAGAGAGUUCCCUACAACGCUUUAAAAGGUGUCACGUGUAGCAAUCUGGGGGAUUGCAUCAUGAUAUUCCACGUCAGCUGUGACGACCCCAAACAGAAGGGGGACAUGAUCAUGGAGUGUGAUCACCUGUUCGAGGCCCUGACCAAGCUGAGUGUCAUCACCAACAAGCAGGACUCCAUCAAAGUGCAGCAGGGCAGCAUCAAGUUCGAGAUGCAGGGAGGCAAAGAGGGCUUCGUGGACUUCAGCACGGGGCAGGAGCGCAUGUGCUAUAAGGAGAAGAAUGGACACCUGAUGGUGGUCUCCCCUCGCAUCAGAGCUCGGUGACCCAGGACUGUGGGCCGGAUUCAGAACACGGCGCCUUCAAGUCCCAACAUCCUUUGCCUUGCACUGUUUAUAGGCUUGUUCGUGAUGGCGCAAGCUGCGAAAACCUGCACAGCACGCAUGCACAGUGCGAAAUCACAAUGCAUUCUGGUUCAGAAUUUCUUUUUUUUUAAGUAUUCUUUUGGGGGCU